UGUCAUUAUACCAGCCAACCCUUAUUGCCGUAAUCUGGAAGCCAUUUUUAAAGCCUAUUUUUCCUCUGUGUUCUUUUGGGGUUUCCCUCUGGUCUAAACAUGACUGCACUGUUUUUUUGUUUCUGUGUGGUCAUGUUGACUUUUGCUUCAUGUUUAGGACAAACACUUGAAUGCUUCCAGUGUGACCUUGGAUUCUGGGACAUGUGCCACACUACCACCAUGAACUGCAGUGAUGGGGAGCAGUGUUUUGUUGGCAUUGGUGUAGCAGCUGCUGUCCUGAAAAUCAAGAUGAUGGGAUGCCUUAUUAACGAUGACUGCAACAAGACUACCAUUGUGAGUUUUCCUGUGAAUAAGACCCUCUACAAAAUGACCAAAUACUGCUGUGAGGAAGACUACUGUAAUGGAGGGUCUAAAGUCUUAAUGACCACAUUUUCUUUGAUGGCUCCAGUUAUUGCUCAGAUAAUGUGUUCAACUCUAUAGUCUUUUUCUUUUUUUUUUUUUUUUUUUUUGUAUAAAGUUGUAUGUGACUUUGCUUAAGUGGAGAUUUAAGAGCAGUGAUGAUCACUCUGGGGAAAGUGCAUUUAAAUUUGACAAUGGGAAAAAAUUAUGUAGUUUAAAGCUAUUUUAGAAAAUUAUUUUUGUAGAUUUGUUUGUAAAAUAAAAUGGAUUGAUGUCCCUAAUUUGUUUGUAAAAUAAAAUG
Molecule: messenger RNA, 700 nt
Organism: Clarias gariepinus (North African catfish)
Lineage: Eukaryota; Metazoa; Chordata; Actinopteri; Siluriformes; Clariidae
Gene: spaca4l
Product: sperm acrosome associated 4 like
Exons: 3
Coding region: 100-480 (126 amino acids)
Cellular component (GO): membrane
Molecular function (GO): transmembrane receptor protein serine/threonine kinase activity
Source: RefSeq, a predicted model, not a curated record